AUGACAACAACAACAACAACAAAUGGGUCUAAUUCUAAUCAUAACAACAACAACAACCCUAGUACGAGGUCUUGGGGCACAGCUCAAUCCGUGUCCACUAGCGGCAGUAUGGGCUCUCCUUCGAGCCGGAGCGAGCAGACAACCACCGUGGCUACUACACCAUCUGCUAGUGACAGUGCCUUUCUACAACUCAACAAUUUGGACAUUCAAGGGGACGAUGCUGCUUCUCAAGAACCUUCUUAUGGCAGUGGUAAGAAGAAGAAGAAGAGGGGACAGCGUGCGUCUGGUCCUGAUAAAACUGGAAGAGGCCUACGUCAAUUUAGCAUGAAAGUUUGUGAAAAGGUGGAAAGCAAAGAAAGGACUACUUACAACGAGGUUGCGGACGAGCUUGUUGCUGAGUUUGCACUCCCCAAUAACGAUGGAUCAUCCCCUGAUCAGCAACAGUAUGAUGAGAAGAACAUAAGAAGAAGAGUGUAUGAUGCUUUAAACGUCCUCAUGGCUAUGGAUAUAAUCUCCAAGGAUAAAAAAGAGAUUCAAUGGAGAGGUCUUCCUCGCACAAGCUUGAGCGACAUUGAAGAAUUAAAGGCUGAACGACUCUCACUUAGGAACAGAAUUAAAAAGAAAACUGCAUAUUUCCAAGAACUGGAAGAACAAUAUGUAGGCCUUCAGAAUCUUAUACGGAGAAACGAGCACUUGUAUAGCUCUGGAAAUGCUCCAAGUGGCGGUGUUGCUCUUCCAUUUAUCCUCGUCCAGACACGUCCCCAUGCGACCGUAGAAGUGGAAAUAUCAGAAGAUAUGCAGCUCGUGCAUUUCGAUUUCAACAGCACUCCAUUUGAGCUCCACGACGACAAUUUUGUCCUCAAGACAAUGAAAUUUUGCGACCAGCCACCAUUGAACAACGGUCACAGUAACAACAGCCAGAAAACUUGUGACAGAUUGGUGCCUGAAAAUAAUAACGAAGGUCCUAGCACCUAUCCAACACCGCCUCGGCCAGGGGAUAUGAUGGAUCACCAGUCUCACUCUCAACAACCACAACAUCAGCAUGUGACUAACUACGAGGUUGCUUCUGCCACCACCGCAGUGACAUCAAAUGUGAAGCCAGAGAACUGA
This is a messenger RNA of Eruca vesicaria subsp. sativa (arugula), 1110 nucleotides long. The record is from the annotation of a GenBank genome assembly. Lineage: Eukaryota; Viridiplantae; Streptophyta; Magnoliopsida; Brassicales; Brassicaceae.